AUGAGGGUUAACGUCCUCCCGUGGGGUAUUUCUGAUCAUUCUCCCAUACUUGUCUAUCCCAGUAAUCAGCGAAGCCAACAAGUGGUCUCUUUUCGUUUCUUUAACCAUUGGGUUGAAGAAGCGUCCUUUAUGGAUGUUGUGUCCUCUACUUGGACCAAAGAUACUAGAGUUUCUCCAAUUAUGAAUAUUGUGAGGAACUUAAGAAAUCUCAAGUCGAUUCUUCGCAGACAUUUUGGUAGGCAUAUCCGAAUCAUCAGUGAGGAUGUUCGUCUUGCCAAUGAAACCAUGGACCGAGCUCAAAGAGAGAUGGAGAUGAACUCUCUGUCGAAGGAGGCGACUAAUCACGCGAGCUUAGCCAUGGUAAACUUUUGGAAAGCGAUUAGAGUGGAGGAAGCCGCUAUGCGCCAGAAGUUGCAAAUCAGUUGGUUGAAGCUAGAUAACCAGAAUACUGCCUUUUUUCAUCGAUCUGUUCGAUCAAGGCAGAGCAGCAAUGCUUUGAGAUCAGUUAUUGACCUAGAUGGAAAUCGGUUGACUAACCAUGAUCAGGUGACUCAGGUGGUAGUGAAUUAUUUCAAAGAUAGUCUGGGUUCUCAGAAUAUUAGCUACAGAGCUCUCUACUAG
Cucumis sativus (cucumber) is the source of this 621-nucleotide messenger RNA. RefSeq lists its product as uncharacterized. The transcript has a single exon. Lineage: Eukaryota; Viridiplantae; Streptophyta; Magnoliopsida; Cucurbitales; Cucurbitaceae. Bases 1 to 621 code for a protein of 206 amino acids. The record is from RefSeq and is a predicted model, not a curated record.